This is a messenger RNA of Armigeres subalbatus, 6284 nucleotides long. RefSeq lists its product as uncharacterized. Gene Ontology annotation, biological process: chromatin remodeling; regulation of transcription by RNA polymerase II. The coding region runs from base 1024 to 3705 and encodes 893 amino acids. The transcript is spliced from 6 exons. NCBI's taxonomy places the organism in Eukaryota, Metazoa, Arthropoda, Insecta, Diptera, Culicidae. Gene Ontology annotation, molecular function: RNA polymerase II cis-regulatory region sequence-specific DNA binding; DNA-binding transcription factor activity, RNA polymerase II-specific. The record is from RefSeq and is a predicted model, not a curated record.
GGGUUAUUAGUUGCGCGACAACAUUGAACGCAGUAAGACGCUUAUCGUCGCUCGCUUCGCACCCAAACUAGUGUGCUUCUCCACCUGCUACGACGACGGCAGUUGGCGAAGACCCGAGAGGAUCGGAGAUUUUCCCCCCUUUCGCGCGGGUUUGAGCGCCGCGUGUGUGUUAUCAGCGCUCGGGGAGAUUGGGAAGGAUUUUCCGGAACAGGUUAUUCAGUUUCGUCUUUACAGCCGGUUUGGACGGUGCAAUCUCGGUGCAGUCAACAAGCUUGGCCACCCGAACCGGUCGCAUUGAAGCGCAAAUCCUUUACGGAAUUGACCGUGGAUGAUGAUCUGUUUUCGGAACUUUGUGAAAGACGUAAAAGCAGUGUUGUGUUAAUCCUUAAAAACGAACGGAAUCAGAAACGCGAGUAAUAGCGGCGGCUUAAGUUAAGCCGGCAAUAUAACAAAAAAACACACCGGUCGCAGUCGCUACCACUUUGAGAGGGGCUUCCAUGGGAGACCGUUGCGCUGAUCUUGAAGAAGCGAACUUACUACCGCGAAUGCUCCAAGCCCUCCCAGUAGAGGGGCAGGCAGUAAGCACGAAAACAAGCAAUCUUCACGUGUGUUUGGGGCGAAACCAUUUGCUGGGGAGCGGACGUGGACGGAACAAAACAUGAUAAAUUUGUUUUUGUGUUAAUUUUUAAUCUGAUUAAAGAGAGGGUUAAUUAAUGCAUUUAACAUUAAAUCGCGAGAAGCGUAAGGACAGUCAUGUGAGCUCAGCAUCCAAGCUGUAGAGAGUUUUAGUGUGGAAGAAAUGAUCCGUGUAGUUGUUUUUUGCAAAUACCUGAAUUCAUGGUAAUUUUUAUUUCGGUUAACUCAGUGAGUGCUGUAAAGAUUUAACUACUGUGAGGUGACACUUUGAAGGUGAAGAAAAUUGCUAAGUUAUCAAUUAGAGCAGAUAAUGAAAGCCAAGCUUAUCAAGAAAACAGUGCAGAAGGACAAUUGAAUUUUCCAAGCCACUGGUGCACGUUUGUUGGCAUGGAUUUUCAGAGUGCAAUGGAAACCUUCGCCGAAGCAUGGGUCGCAGCGAGCGCUGGAGCACAGCAACAAGCCCUAGCACUGACACGUCCUAAAUCACCGAAGAAGGAAUCCUCCGUGCCGGUAUCCCCAUCAAACGGCCGAGAGCUGGAAAUGUCCAGCCCAAAAGUGCACCUAUCGUCAUCCUCGUCGUCAAACAUUUCGGAUCAUCCGAACGCAGCCGCCGCUCUCAUCGCCAGCGAUAAUCUGAACUUGUCGUCUAUUUCGGCCACCAACGGUGGAUCCACCUCGAACAGGAGCAGCACCCCACAGCAGCAGCCACAGCAACAACAGCUGCCCCACCCGCAGCACCACCAGCAGCAACAACACCACCACCAUCACCAGCACCACCCGGCGAUCAGUGUUUCCCAAUCGCUGAUGGGAUCGAACGCCACCCGCUCGCUGACGCCGCGAAUCAGCGUCAGCACUUCCCUUGCGGAGAAUGGCUCCGCCGGGGCGGUUUCCAGCCACAAUAACAGCAAUAGUAACAUCCCGAACAGCGCCACCCUCAGCAGUAGUGCCGUGUCGUCCGGAAUCCAACCGCCACCGAAUCCUAGCAACGGAGCCACUGCGGACCGAGGGAUGAUUCCGCAGUCGCCGGUGGCAGCCGUUGCAGCCGCAGCCGCCGCCAUGCAAGAUCGGAAGGAUUUCGAUUUCAGCAAAGUAAACGCUAAAUCCUUGCCACUUCACUGCGUGGUUGAGUCAGUCAGCUCCCUGCAAGCAACACUGAACUUUGACGCUCGAAGUCCCUGGAAACGGCGACCCAACAUCGAAACCGACAGCUACGUCAUCAUCCCGGCUGCAACGCCAUUCUGCGAUAUUGUCACUACCGCCCUACAACGGCUCGGCUAUUCCUCGGAGAUUUCCAACGCAGCCAGAGGUUCCAUCUCCAUCAAGAACUGGAAGGCGCUCUCGUUGGAUGCCAUCUCCGAUAAUCCGUUGGUCUCGGUGAACGACGUCCUCGGGGAGCUGACCUCGGUAGUCACGCUGAAGAUCACCAUCCUGCGGAACAAACCCACCCAGCUGGCGGAGAUCAAGGAUAAGCUGCUCAAGUUGCUGAUUCUGCAGUCGCAUGCCGUACUGCGGUCGACCGGAUGCCCGCUGGAUGAGAUCACUCUCUCGCAAAUCUGUCGCAGUCCGCUACAAAACACAUUCCCCUUCACGCCGGAAAUCACAGAUGAGGUCCGCCGGAAGUUUGACCAGUGGUGGAGCAAUCAGUUAGCGCCGCAACCCAAUCCCAUUGCCCACAAAAUUCUCCCUUUUGCAAAUGCGCAGCCCAACGAGUUGGAUUUUUCCAACUUCAAUAUGCACGACAGUAGACCCGAAUCGUUGAUCGAUAGGGCUGCCAAUCCGCACCACAAUCUGGUGGUUCAUCCUGCUCUGCAGACGGUGCACUCGCAGUACCCAAACCAGAAAACCCGCAUGCGGACUAGUUUCGAUCCCGAAAUGGAGCUACCCAAGCUGCAACGGUGGUUCCAGGAGAAUCCUCAUCCCUCCCGUCAGCAAAUUCAAUCGUAUGUCGUCCAACUAAAUUCGUUGGAAUCCCGGAGGGGGCGCAAACCUUUGGAUGUCAAUAACGUAGUUUACUGGUUCAAAAAUGCCAGAGCAGCACAAAAGCGAGCAGAAAUGCGCCAAGGUAUGACCAACGGGUACGGCAACCCCAACAUGAUGCUCUCCCAGCCAGACUACAUGAAAAGCUCUCCUAGCGCCCCAUCCGAAGACAUCGACAAUCUCUCCCAGGACGAAAUGGACGACGAUCUGGAUCGGCCAAUGUCCCCGCAACUCCCUCUAUCGCUCACCAUCCAUGAGCGUAAUCGAGCUUUGACCCCAACCGAAUCAACGCCCAUCAAGCAGGAAAACAUUCCCGUAUGCUCUAGUCCCCCGCCGUCCCCUUCCCACACCGGCAACCUCAACUCCAGCAACAACAACGUCAACGAAUCGGCCAACGACUCCGCCAGCCAGAACGAGGCUCCCAAAUCGAACUACUCCAACGAACGCUCCAGCUCGCCGCAGCGGUCCCGGUCGCCCGCUUCCGAAGAUCUGGACAUGGACGAACCGGAGGGCUCCACCAUCGACGACUACCGUUCGCCGUCGCCGGACUCCAAGCGGAACCUCCCGUUCCCGAUCAACAAUCCGAUGUUCUCGCACUCGAUCAUGUACAUGAGCCACUACAUUCCGGCGAUGCAGGCCAACGCCGCCGGGAUGCACCUGAAAAGUGAGCUCAGCCCGAACAACCACGGUGGCCUGGGGCAGGGCGGACUGAAUUUGUCGUUCAACAGCGACGAACGGCGGAAGCGCAAUCGGACGUUCAUCGAUCCGGUCACCGAGGUUCCGAAGCUAGAGCAGUGGUUCUCGUUGAACACCCACCCGUCGCAUAAUUUGAUUCUGAAGUAUACGGAGGACUUGAACCGGAUGCCGUAUCGCCAAAAGUUCCCCCGCCUGGAGAGCAAAAACGUCCAGUUCUGGUUCAAAAACCGCCGUGCCAAGUGCAAACGCCUGAAAAUGUCGCUGUACGACCCGGCCCAACUGGCCAGCCUCGGUGAACAGGCCCAUUUGGCCAACUUACACGACAGUGCCCACCUGGCCCAACUGCACGAGGCUUCCCAACUGCAUCAAUUCCAUCACGGAGCAGAUCGGGAGUAGAAUCCGGUGGGCUUUCAAUCGCCACUGGUCGGUCCAUCGGUAGCACAGCUUCCUUUCAAUGAAAAUUUUGAACCAAGUGAUAUACAUAACUAACUACUAUCGAUCAACGUUCCAAGCUACUGUACGAAUAAGAGCGAGAAUCGCAAAUGAGUAGUUUUCGGCAUUCUUUUAUUUGAAUAAAAAUCACGCGCAGUGGGUAACAAUUGAAUAAAUGUGGUACACACCCCAGAACAAAAUUUUGUCAUCGCGAUUCAUCGUACUGAGGUGGUAACCCACAUUCAGACCAUGCUGACCACGUUCUUAUUCGUUCAAAAGCUCCAACUUGUGGAUCAUGUUUAGGGUUUUCAAACCCACCCAAAUAAUGGUAUAUUUCUCUCAAAAACGCAAUCGCAGUAGAAAUUUUCGCUCAAUAGCUGUAAGUAGAAUUCUAAAUGAUUCGAUAAAUCAAAGUCCUAGAUAAACGAAGACAGAACAUAAAUUAAUACCAAAGAACGAAGGAUUUCACCCUGUUUUUCCAACUUAGAAAUGUAGCAGGAAAAAAAUGAUUUUAUCAUAAUGCUCCACUUGAACGGCAAUUAAAAGGAUUCUCCCACGCUGUAGGCACCCCUAGCAAGAUAUAGUUGCAAAAUAAUUAUUAGAUUUUAGUCACAUAAAUUCAAUGCCACGGAUGGGAAGUAAGCCUCAGAGUAGCGCCGAAUCCGCUCAUUGUACAAUGUACAUACGUAAUACCUAUUAAAAUAAUUUCGCAAAGCGCUUACAGAGAGGACUGCAUCUUCCCGCUGUCAUCCUUCUGCACGGGAAGACACGCUUUGGAUAGCAACACCCCUCCCCAGUAAAUUCCAACCCGUACCCAGGACCCGGUGGAAUGAGGAUGCGAACAAUUUGUGCGUUAUCAUCGGUGAAAUGGAAUUACGCUCCUAAUUAUAUAAUUAAAUAAAUGGAAUGAAAAAUGAGUUUUUAACUCCCGAAAGCAUAUCAAAGAGCGUGUAUCGAAGCUGAUUGACAGCUUUAUCAGGGAAGUGUUCCUUACCUCCUUCCACCGACGCGUCCGGUCCUGAAUGAAAGUUCCUCGUUCGUUCGAUUCCUCACGUCUAUGUCACUCCAUGUCCGAAUACAUUGUACAUAUCGCCCAAUAAAACGCCAACAAAGAAACGCCCCACCCAUCGUCAUCAUGAUCGGCAACCAGUUGCAUCGCUCAAAUCGGUGAGCCCACCCAUUGAAACAUGAAAUUUUUGAUUAUUUAUUAAUUUAUAGCGGAAAAUAACCCGGGACGGACAUGGCGGCGAACACGUUUAUUCCGCACAGAGUAUUGAGCUCCCACCCUUCAUCCGAUUGCACUCAAUUGCAGCGCGUUCCCAAGCUAUUAAAUAAUAGUUACGUUUGGUACAAAUUUUGCUCCUUAAUUUUAUGAUUUUCCCGUGCAUCGAAGCUUUUCUCGCAUCGUGACCAUUAGACUGGUUAAUAUUUGAUCGAAGUUGAAAUUCUACCAAUUUAUUGUGAGAAUAUAUUUUUGUUUUAUUGUUACAAAUAUUGUUCGCUUUUCAAACACUUUAUAGCUGUCACAUGAAGUGAAGUUAUUCGAGCCUAUUUUUGGUAUUUUUCAUGAUAAUCGUUUUGAACAUUUGAAACAGCUCUACACUGGUCUGAUAUUCCAUUCUCGAUUGUAAAUCGAAGGCUUUCACAUGCGUUGAAAUCACAUUCCAUACACUGUGACGUUGCUAAAGCUCUGUGACUUACACCGAACCGAUCGGCAACUCAACCAACCAGCAGCGCUCAAAAUGCGUAAGCUUAUAUCACGUCAACAAACGGUUUUUUGUCCCAACCUACUCCAUUGGGUGGGAAGUAGUCAGAGAUCCCACAUUAUAAAACUUUCCACACCAACUCGGAAUCAAAAAUGUGUUCGCCGCUCUAUUUCCCGGCAUAUCAGCUUUUUCCGGUAAUCUGAUUGCUGCGCCGGGUCUGCAGGCUCUCGUUGUGCCACAGUCUCAUUAUCGCCACCGAAAUUAAUAAGCCGCAUUAUUCGGAAUAGGUUAUUAAGCAUUCUAUUUAUUUUUUAUAUCUCUAUUGUGAACUGUUUUAAAUUCCCAAUUCAUAAUUUCGCUAUCUGUUUAUUUGUUGAAUGCGUUGGUCUGCGCUGACGAAUAUUUUGCGUCGAAAAUCAUUAUCGGUAUAUAAUACCUAAGUUACUGUUGUGUAUUUGCAUUUUUAUUUCCAUGUUGGUGCGCAUUGAUAAUCUGCAACUGCGGUAGUGAACACUUUGUACAUAUGCUAGGAUUAGAUCUUUUAAUAUUAGUAGAAGCAAACGAUGUUUUCAAAACUAAGAACAACAAACAUGGAUAUCAAAACUAGAUCAUAAGAUUUUAAAUUAAUCCUUUCCGUAGGUAUUACUGAACAUCUUAUAGCAAGAGAAGAAGAAGUCAGUUAGUAAAGACAAGAUAGGAACAAAAAUCCCAGUUUAGCCUAAUAAACACUAGUAAUGACGAAAAUGUGAUGAUCUAUGCUGAUCAACUAAUCACGCUAAAUCGUAUUGUAAUUAUACUAUUCCAAUAAAAGUUUCACAAUUAUAUGAGCAAUCAAAA